Messenger RNA from Parastagonospora nodorum SN15, 1440 nucleotides. RefSeq lists its product as hypothetical. The transcript has 2 exons. Bases 1 to 1440 code for a protein of 479 amino acids. The record is from RefSeq and is a predicted model, not a curated record. NCBI's taxonomy places the organism in Eukaryota, Fungi, Ascomycota, Dothideomycetes, Pleosporales, Phaeosphaeriaceae. Gene Ontology annotation, molecular function: 1-alkyl-2-acetylglycerophosphocholine esterase activity.
AUGUCCUGGCUCAAUCGCAUUAAUCCUACACCCGCUUUCCCGGCGCAUACUGGACCGUACAAAGUUGGUUCAGUGGAUAUAGAGGUACCCACAAGCGAAUUGGAGAGUCCAAGCACCGAUUCUGGAAGCGCAGAACUUCCUACUGUCGCGUUCAGGAUCUUCUAUCCGGCGAGGCAAGAAAGCAAUGAAAGGGGCGUCAGAUGGAUACCCAGCCCACAACGAGAAUACAUUAGUGCUUAUGCUAGAUUCUUGGGCGCCAGCAGCGCAUUUGCAGGCGUGUUCUCCCACGGAGUUGUGGUUGUUGCACCUGAACACCGGGAUGGCAGCGCGCCGUUGGCUAUUCACAACGUACCAAAUGGAAAAGAGAAAGUACAGCGCGUGGAAUACGAGAAGAUUGCCCACAAACCGAGCACAGAAGUUUACGAAGCUCGUGACAAGCAAUUGCGUAUACGGCUGGCAGAGCUUGGAUACAUACACGAUGCAUUGAUCAAGAUCGAUGAAGGGCGCAAACUCCAGAAUGUGGCGCUGGAUCAGCCAAAGAAGGCCGACAAAGAUCUGCUCAGCAUGUUUUCUAACACUCUCAAUGUGCAUGAACCAGGAGCGAUCAGUUUUGCUGGUCAUUCGUUCGGCGCAUGCACCAUGAUCCAAUUCGUGAAGUCAGUGUAUUAUCGACCAGCACAGAGCAUACCGGCAUUUAAGCCACUCUUCACACCAGCUGCGGAUUCCAGCAUUGUUCGCCAAGUAACACCCGCAAAUCCUGUCGUACUUCUCGACCUCUGGACGCUGCCAAUCCAGAGCCCAGAUACUGCAUGGCUUCGAUCGCAGCCAAUGCCAUCGUACGAUGCUCCGACUGGUGGCAAGAACCUGCUUGCGAUCCUGAGUGAGGGCUUCUUCAACUGGAAAUCGAACUUCAACGAAGUCAAGCGCAUCCUCGCCAAGCCUAUCAAUGCGAAGUCUAAGCACCCCAAUCAGCCUGGUCCGCACAUCUUCUACCCGAUCUCAUCCGCGCAUCUUUCGCAAAGCGAUUUUGGUGUCCUGUUUCCAUGGGUCACUACCAAGAUCUUCGGCGCGAAAGAACCAGAUCGCGUUCUGAGGCUCAAUACACGCGCUAUCCUGCAGGUCAUGCGAGAAAACGGCAUUCGAGUAGCAAACACCAGCCCACAAGACCUAGAGAUUGACGAAUCUCAAGCAAAGGACAAGAGCCUAGCUCAGGACACCAUGAUUCUGAGUCGAACUAAGGAAAGUGUACGCGACUGGGUAAAUCUGAGUGCGGACAUCGAAGGUGGCUUGGAUCUUUCUGGGCUUGAUCGCGUCGAGGGCAAGAGUCUUGUCGGUACGCCCAUGGAACGAGUAGGAAGCGGCAAAGUUGGUUCGGGACCUGGAGAUGCAAUGCUCGAGGGUGAGGCACUGGGUCAGGUGGUGGACGAUAAGGAGCGAUGA